AUGAUAUGGUGGUCUGACACUGAGCAUCGCAUCUACGACCGCCAUCAACUUGUCGACGUGUUCGAGCAGAACCAAAAACCCAACUCGGAUCGGCUGCCAGAGAUCGAAGCCCUCUUCGGUGUUGCUACCAAGGUCGCACUCAACAAGACAAUCAUAUCGCUCGCUCUCGCGCAGAACCGGCAGAUCAUGGGUGCUCAGCGCAACAUAAAGAUCCCAGUUCCGAAUUUUACUUCAGUCCAAACGCCGAGCAUCAAGAGGAAGCAAGACCCUGUCAAACUGCCAUGGGACGACACGACAAAGAAGCAACGCAAAAACGACGGGCAUGCGCAACGACGUCGAGUCUAUUUCCCACUCGUUGAUCGCGAUGAAGGUCUUGAGUGUCCUUGUUGCCAGGUCGUGUUCGCCGAUCGAGAGUCAGUGAUCGUUCAUCUCGUAGCGAAGGGUCGCACAUCCAAGCAAUGUCCCCUUUGCCCGGCCACCAAAGAGAUGGAAUCCGCCAAGCAGCCAUAUUGGCGCAAACAUAUCAAAGGGCAUAUUGAUGAGCGAGAGCAAUGCGGAAUCGAUGGGUGCGAUUUCACCCCCAGCAACAAGAACUGCAUGAGAGAGCAUCGUGCUUCGUGCCAUCCGAUUACCGCCAAGCCAAAGGUGGGCUUUCCGUGCGACCAGUGUGACUUGGUGUUAGCAAGCUCGAACUCGCUCGGUGUACACAAGAAAUGGCACCAGAAUCCUCAUGUCAACUGCAAUCACUGCAAGGCACUGGUGCCAUUCCGCGAUCUGAAAGGCCACAAGAUGCGCGAAUGCCCUUCCCUUCCAGACCGUAUCGCCGUCUGCACGCAAUGUCACCACGAGAUGAGCCCUCACCACGUUGCCAGACACAUGCGAACGUCACAUGAGCGCGUCUACGAAGUCAUGGAGUUCGCGCGUGAACACUAUCCCGACUUCCUCGAGAAUUACGAACAGAUGAUUGGCAUGCUACAGGUUUGA
Molecule: messenger RNA, 984 nt
Organism: Parastagonospora nodorum SN15
Lineage: Eukaryota; Fungi; Ascomycota; Dothideomycetes; Pleosporales; Phaeosphaeriaceae
Exons: 1
Coding region: 1-984 (327 amino acids)
Source: RefSeq, a predicted model, not a curated record